GUGUGUUUUGGAGAAAAGGACAUUUGCAAAUUAUUCUAUUAUUUCAAACUAGUCCCUAAAGUUCUUACUAAUAGUGAAAAGAAGCACUAGGAAGACUUCAACAGUGUAGUCAACUUUAAACUUGCAACGAAAGACCAAUGUCUCUCUCUCGCAUCGUCUUCUUAGUUAGCGAUUUCCUCAUUUUUCUUAUACAAUCUGAUUCGGAUCGAGUUCUUCUUUGAUGGGUAAUUGAAAAGUUUGAAUCUUGUUUACGUAAAAAGCGAUCUGAUUCAAACCAAAACUGAUAUUUUUGACGAAUCCCAAAGCUGCGUUUUUUGAUCUUCAAAGUAUGAAUCAGAUGAGGAACGGCGAUUUAGGGUCAGAAUCAUUUGGUACUUGCUUGCUUCUGUCUCUUCCAGAAGAUGUUAUUGCUGUUAUAGCACGUUUUGUAUCUCCAAGAGACAUUUGCAAUCUGAGCUUAUGCUGCAAAAGUCUAUGUGACGUUGUGGAUUCAGAAAGGAUCUGGCUUGUGCAGUGUGAAGUAGUAAAGGUUCUUCCUUUAUCUGAAAUAAUCCAAUGGCGAAUUGGGAUUUCUUCUUAUAAGGCGCUUUGUUGGUUUCUUGGAGAGGUAAUGAAGCCUCUUGUUGGUGUUUGGGUUCAUCAAAACCCUGAACUUGGGAAUGUUGUUUAUGUCAUGCCUGGUUUCUUGUCUGUUGUUGGGUGUCGGAUAAUUCCACAAGAGGUUGGUCCUUUGGGGAUUGAGGAGGCUCGAGUUAUGUGGUCACCUGUGUUUGAGAUUAUCUGUGGUUUUGAUGGCUCCGCCAAGUUUUUCCUCCAUGGGAGAGAUGGAAAAGUGCAAUGCUGUCUGCACCCUGGUUUCGUUAGGGGCAUUGAGAAGAGUUGUAAUGUGCUUCUACUUGAGGUUGAGACGAGGCGAGAGAAGAAGUUGUGCAAUGAGAUUGAUGAGACUGUGUUGUUGGUAGAGACGGGGGUUCAGUUACCAUUUCGCAAACUACCAUUUAGUUAUAGAAGGAAUUUACUUCACAUAGUGACAAGCACUGUUGGUAUACCUGUACCUGAUCUAUCAAGUGAAAAGUUAUUUCCUACGUCAAAAGAUGAUGAAGCGGUGUUGUUGGAACGCAGAACCAUGCUUCUUAAAAUGCACAAGUUUGGUGGUGAUUGGAAUCACAUGAACCUGGAGGAUGAGUGCACAAAUAUUCCAAAUCAGGUAGACAUAAACAAAUCGUGGAAGCAUCUAGGUUUUGAAGGCGAUAUUCGCAACAUGGACGCUGAGAAUCAGACACAAAGGAAGAGCUUUAGUAGGUAUUUCAGAAGUGGCAUAAAGCAUAUUCUCGGGAGGUCUAGUUCUUCAAAGAACAUGUCUUCUUCAAGAAGUGAGACUAGACCUUUGAAUCUCCAAAAGUUUCUUAAUUUUGGUGAUUCAAUAGGUCUUAGUCUCAAAGCUUCCAAUAUUAAGUUGUCUUCUUACCAAGGUUGGCCAAACAUGGACGAAACCCGUUAUGCCCUUUAUAAGCUACCGAUUAAGGAUCCCAUCGCUAACGAUGAGUAUGCCGGGUUAUGGGGAGGAACUUUUGGCUGGCCACCAGGAAAAUGUACAGAAGAUAAACCAGGGAAGGCUUUUUUUCUACUGAUGCUCUCUUAUGAAGAAUCUCAAGAUGGUACUGAGAGACUUCUUAUAGGGACAAAAAUACUCGAAGGAACUCACUACGGGAUGCAUCCUAAUGGAUCUGCAAUGUUUGUUAUAAAAAUUGAUUCGCCAUCCUUUGAGGGUUUUCCUUUCGACACAAAUGGAGAAGAUUUUGAGCAUUCUUACGCAGGAGAAGGUACUGCAAAGGGUUAUGGUUUCCGGUAUCCUGGUUACAAACCUGGUACACUUUUCGUGACAUCUAAAGGUCUUCUCAUGUUCAUUUGGAAAGCAACUAAAGCUGUGUUGACAUUGCAAAGACUUAACCUUGGAGAGCUCUUAAGGAAAGGUGUAUGUGUAUCGCCUUUACCUCCAUGUUUGAAUUUUGCUUAUUUGAUAAAAUGUCACACCAAUGUGUUUGCCCCUGAACGAAGAAGAUCAUAGGAGAUUGCUGCAACAAAUUUGAAACUCACAAGUCUUCUCUAUUUCCAAUAUAAUAGGCUCAUUAUCAUCAUUGAUAUUUAGUUAUUUACACAUGUAGUAAAUAUAAAACAUGCUGCUAAAGGAUACACUUGUGGACUUGCUACUGUUUGGAUUUAGUAUCAAACCUAUUACUCAAACUACAUAGAUGUGUUGGACUAUUCACAAGCUCAAUGUUAAUCAAGUGUAAAUGUGUUGCAAAGUAAAAUAAACCAUACAAGGAAAAAAGAAUUCCAC
Arabidopsis thaliana (thale cress) is the source of this 2341-nucleotide messenger RNA. RefSeq names its product F-box family protein. The record is from RefSeq and is marked reviewed. The transcript has 2 exons. NCBI's taxonomy places the organism in Eukaryota, Viridiplantae, Streptophyta, Magnoliopsida, Brassicales, Brassicaceae. The coding region runs from base 329 to 2068 and encodes 579 amino acids.